AUCACCCUCUCUCCCCGUCCCUGCCUGCUGGCCCGCACUGUGCUCGGCUCCAAGCAUUGCAGCAGCACCCGCGAAAUGCGCUUCCUUCCCCGCCUCAUCUGCUCCGCUGCCCUGGGCAUCGCCACCUUCCUGAGCUGGAAGCUGCUGCUCCAGAGCCCAGCAACUGGACACAGAGGUGACCUGGCCGCCAGGGCAGAGGGAGGCUUCACUUUGACCCUGGACACCUUCCUUCACACCCAGCAGCUCAGGAAGAAGAGACUAAGAGCUUUCUGCAGCCAGGCGGGCAAAGUGACCACGCUGCCGAGGAGCCCGGAGGACAGAGCCUGCCUGCUCUCGAGUUUGAGGGUCAGCACCAAGCUGGACCUCCUCUACUGCCAAGUGCCAUCGACAGGGACGGAGGAAUGGCAGCAGCUCUUGGGAAAGCUGGAGAAGGAAAACGUGACGCUCCCGGUGCCGCUUCCCUACCCGUGGCAUCACAUACAGGAGACGCAGCUGAGCAAGUUCAACCUGACGGAGAUAGAGGCAGUGUUAGGGUCCUACACCAAAGUGCUGUUUGUCAGGGACCCUUUCCACAGGCUGAUCUCCACGUUCAUGCAAGGCAUGGGCAGCAGCCCUUCCUUCAGCAGCUUUGUUCAGGAUGUUCUAGACAGCGGACCACGCAAUGCCAGCAUGGCUUGGAAACCUCUUGUGAGCAUCUGCCGGCCCUGCCUUGUCCGGUACGACUACGUGGUGAUGUUUGGCUUCCUCGGGCAGGAGCUGGGUUACCUGCUGCAGAGGGCUGGGCUGCCUGUGGACAACCUCCUCCCCGAGUUCACCGACAGCCAAGUGCAGUGGACCUAUGGCUGGUUAUCAGAGCAGAUGUUCAGUGAGCUGUCCCUCCAGCAGAAGCAGCAACUGUCUCGUUUCUACCGCUGGGACCUCGCUGCUUUCCCGUUCUCCAGCAGCUUUCUGUCAGACCUCCACAGCACCCCGGAGACCUGGUAGCAAUAUCCCAGCUGGAGGGAAUGGUUUGCAGAGAUUUAAUUCAAGUGGAAGUGCUUUGUGAUACCACCUGGGUCACAGAAAGACCUUUGCUCCAGAGCUGCAUGCAGCACACUUGUCCAUGUCACUGCUCCAAAAGGCACAGCAAAGAGCAGAGAUGGACCAGUGCCGGGACAGGGUAUCAAGGCUCUUCACACGGCUGAACUGUGUUUAAAUGUGGCAAUGCAAUAGCAGGCACUAGGGAAACACAUGGCACUGGGAUUUGGAAAAGUGCAUGAGUUGAGCUGUGAUGGGGUUGAACAACCCUCAGCAAGCCUAGCGGUGUGGGGUGGGGUGAGUUGGAGCUCCUGCAAACCACAGCACCAUCCACCUGUGCUCUGCCUGCACUGUCAUGGUGUGUCCUGGGCUCCCUUUUGGGCCAAGAGGUUUAGCGAUGGCUUCCUUGGGACAAGUCUCCCCAUCAGAUACAGGAAGCACUCCCAAAGGAGCGCAUUAUGUGGAGCCUGUCUACUCCACACAAGUAGGUGAGAUAUGACACAGCAUGGCAUACCCUCCUGAGGAACCACUGGUGAUGUUCCCAACCCUUCCAUGCUCAGGGAAGGACAGCCCCAGCCCAUCAUUUGUUUUAAUCCAUGCUGUGUGAACUGUUCCUGGUUUAUGACCUUAACAUCUCCUGCAUGUUUAGGCUCAAGAGGGCCCCAGGACCACAUGAUACUUGCUCCACUCACAAGUUUUGGGCGAGGUUCCCCCUGUACAGGACUGACUCAAAUGGACCAAGCCUAGCUUUCAGCUCCACUCGCUAUGAUGAGAUAAGGACAUGGCAGCCACCCGUCCUCUCCCAGCCUUGGCCACUGACCUGACUGGCCUCUGGGAAGGGUCCAUCCUUGCCCAACACCAAGGAUGAGCUGAAGCUGUCCAGCUUUCAGAUUGUGACAGAUUUUUACCAUAGCACACUUGUUUCCAGAAUAAUUUUUAGCUUUAUUGUGCAGUGUUGUGACGUUCACAGAGAAUUCCGCGUACAUUCAUGUGACAAGGACACUGAUUUGACAAUGCUCAUUAAAGAACAAUAGUGAAAGAUGCUGAUUAGAACUGACCUAAAACUGAAAUUACUGAGGACGUGGCUUCCCUCUCUCUCCAAGGGACAUGCAUUUAACAACAUUUAGGCAUCAGAUCAGAUGGCUUCCUUCCACCCUCACACAAACUACCCAGGUACAGCAAUUAUUACUUAAGUGCCCUUAUUGUGCGUAAUACUGUACAGUCUGUCAAGGUGGCAUAGUUCCUCUGCUGAGAAUACACUUCUGGAAGGACUGUAACGUUAGCCAUGCAUCCAUACUGUAUUUCACUGGGAGCCUUCUUCUCUUCAUAAGCAGCCUUCCCUUCAGCCAUGGCAAGCUGACAUCCCAUGCAGGGAGAUGUGCAUAACAAGGUCUGAUGCAGCACCUAGCAGAGGGCAGUGCCACGCACCGACAGCAGGAGAGCUGUUCUCAGGCAGCUUUGUAGUGCAGUCCGCAUUAUUCCUGCCAGCCCUAAAGUGCCUGGCGCUUAGUUUCACAGGAAACCAAUGUAUGAAAUGUUAAGACACCAAGAGGUGAAAUGAAAACCUCAGCUUCGGGUUCUUUAGGGUGCCUGUCUCACCCACAGGCAUUACUAUGAUCUCUCUGUAAAUUCCUAUGAGUCUCCAAGCUUCCCUUUUUCCUACACCCUCAGAACCAGUUUGUGUAAUUACUUUGCAACCCUGAUUUUAUACUAUCCCCCCUCCCUCAAGUGUUUGAUAUAAUAUACUUUCAAUUCCAGUGCACCCCAAAAGGAAGUGGUUUCCUCCUUCCAUCAGCUGUGGAAGGGUAAUAAGAGGGCCCUGAGCUGCAGAGAGCUUGAGGGCAAGGACUGGGGCCUGGGAAACAGCGGCUCCCUGGUGCUGCAGCAAAAAUGGCUCGACAGGAUAAAGUCUGCACUGAACUAGCCUGCUCUGGCCACUGCACAUACACCUCACGUGGCAAAUACACUUCAAAUUAACACACAAAGCAAAUAACAAAAGAGAGACUUGAUACAUCUCAUUUACAAAUGCCACCUGACCAGGCAGUCACUGCGGCUGUGAGACACACAACCCCCUUCUGAAAUGAUGGAGAAGGUGCCUCCAGAACCAUGAGGGAUAAAGAGCACUUACUCAUCCUGCUGGUGACAUCCCACCAUGUCCCAGACACCCACAGGUCUCUUGUGAACACUGGUGGCUUUCCCCUGAGACAACACUGGAAGCUCCUCAAGGUCAUACUCUUUGCCUGUAGCUCCCUCUGUUCUGCAUUACCACAUGCUCUAUGCUUAAGAAACAGCAAUAUCAUAUUUCAAUUAACAAAACAAUUACACAGCAAGCCCAGCAGGCACAAAAUACUUUCUGCAACU
Neopsephotus bourkii (Bourke's parrot) is the source of this 3378-nucleotide messenger RNA. RefSeq names its product carbohydrate sulfotransferase 9-like. Gene Ontology annotation, molecular function: sulfotransferase activity. Bases 76 to 984 code for a protein of 302 amino acids. The transcript is spliced from 2 exons. Gene Ontology annotation, cellular component: membrane. Lineage: Eukaryota; Metazoa; Chordata; Aves; Psittaciformes; Psittacidae. Gene Ontology annotation, biological process: carbohydrate biosynthetic process. The record is from RefSeq and is a predicted model, not a curated record.